This is a messenger RNA of Ylistrum balloti, 4247 nucleotides long. Its product is annotated as F-box/LRR-repeat protein 2-like. Gene Ontology annotation, molecular function: protein binding. Gene Ontology annotation, biological process: positive regulation of protein ubiquitination; SCF-dependent proteasomal ubiquitin-dependent protein catabolic process. Gene Ontology annotation, cellular component: SCF ubiquitin ligase complex. Bases 969 to 2498 code for a protein of 509 amino acids. The transcript has 7 exons. NCBI's taxonomy places the organism in Eukaryota, Metazoa, Mollusca, Bivalvia, Pectinida, Pectinidae. The record is from RefSeq and is a predicted model, not a curated record.
AAUCCAAGGCCAAAUUCCUUGGUAGGCUAUACAUCUUGUGUAGCUUCACGUGUAUAUGAACUCUAGUACAAAUCUUGGAUGACAGAAAUUAUUGACACCAGUUGACCUGCUGGAAGGGAUAAAUGAACAUGUAUAUUUUUAUGUAGCUGAUGUUGUGUACCUUUGCAGCAUUGCCAAUCAUUGCAGGAAAGAAUCCACAGAAUAGACAGAAGGCAAGAAGGUGGUUAUACUCUGGAUGUUCACUAAUGUCAACAAGAGUUUGUGUAUAACCAAGCUAUAUAGUAACAGAGAGACACCAACAGAAGCAUGUACCAGCUUAGGAGUGGGUUAAUCACCAGUUUUUUAUAACCUAUAGCUACAGUACCAACGACAAAUCUAACAAUUUGUAUUGAGAAGUUGGUGAUAUUUAAUAUACUCAUCUACCAGGUACAUUUGAUAUGUUUUCAAGGGUAUCUUGACAAGCUAACUUCGAGACAAACAACCAACCUAUCAGAAAUUGACAAGUGUAUAGAAUCUUGUUCCUCACAGCAAUGUCUAUAUCCCAGGUCUUACACAAUAGAUUCUACUUGUGUUCCAUAAGGAUGCAGUGGUUGCUGUAGAUAUACUAGGAAGGAGAAUAUGAGUCUGUAUGGACAUGGACAUUAAUUGGUUGUGUUAUAAAUCAUCAGUCUCUGGGUAAAAUACCAGUAUUGUAGGCCAUAGUAGCCAAUUACUUUAGCCAGUCUGAGACAUCAGGGGAAAAGUUAAUACGGUGACCAGCUGGGGCUACCACUGCAGCACUUCCCCAGACAGUUCUAGUUUACUGCCAUCCUUUCUGGGUUUUGUUGACUUUUCUACAUAAGAAACAAGUGACUAGCCAUCUGUGUAAGAAGUACCUAAAACAGUACUACUGUGUUAGCUGAAGUAAUUUUCCAUAGUAAGUGCUGUGUUGUUCUCAAGGGAAUACCAGUUCUCCUCAACGUUUCAGGAUGUCAAGCAAGCUCAAGUCUCACGAGAGUUUUUAUAGGGACGUUUCACCUUACAUAGCGACAUGUACUAUUCAGAAGAUUCCAGAAAAGCUACUGCUGAAAGUAUUUUCGUACCUGAAGCAUCCAGAGUUAAGUUACGUAGCACAGGUGUGUAAGAAAUGGCGUAUGUUGGCUUACGACAGUCGCUUGUGGCAUGUAGUAUCACUUCGUCCGGAAUACUCGGGAUUACAUGUUACUAACAUAGACCUUCUUUUAUCCCUCAUUGGAAUACGUUUCGGUGCCACAAUGAAGUACAUAGAACUCCCAUGUGAAUUAAUCACAGCUCCAAUACUACAUGAGCUAGCCAACAAGUGUCCAAACUUAAAUUACAUGACCCUAGACUUUUCCAAUGCUAUGCAAUUGCACGACUUCAAUGAUCUCAACGCCUUUCCCUGUAACUUGCGAAGUCUAUGCCUGUGUCUUUCGGAAGUGAUUUUCCUGGAGGGAUUUAUGCGCCGAAUCUACAGCUGUUUGUCCUCACUAGAAGUCCUCCACAUGAUCGGCACGUUUGAAAUGUCAACAGAAGCAGAGGAUGACAUAUAUGAGGUUGUAAACAUAGGAAAGAUCAAAGCCCACACACCUAACCUGAGGGUUGUUAAUCUGUAUGGAAUCACAUUUAUUGAUGACACCCACAUUGAACUGCUAGCUUCCAACUGUAUUCAUCUGGAAUGUGUAGCCUUGAACUUUUGUCUCAGGGUCAAGGGGUCGUCAUUUAAAGUCCUUCUUCAGAGAUGCAAAAAACUGAAAACCUUACUGCUGCAACAUACAGGUGUGAUCGACCAACACAUGAUUGCAGCCCCUUGGGAGAUGUCAGUAAUCCAGGAACUUGACCUAACAUCCACAGAGCUGUCAACUGUGUGCCUGGAGAACAUACUGCUGCGCAUACCUAGCUUCACCUAUCUUGGCCUUGGAUACUGUGAAUUUUUUACUGAUCGGGUCCUAGAGCUGCUGAUAGCAAGAGGAAAACUGAAUCAUCUAAAAGCUGUAGACCUUAGCUACACUAAUGCCUUGUCAGAAAGUGCCAUCUACCAGCUUCUACAGAAACUAGGAAGCAACCUCGAGGGUGUCAUGAUUGCUGGCAAACCUAAACUCACAGAAAACUUCUGGCUCAAUGUCAUCUCAUUCUUAAAAAGCAUCAAGAUCUGUGUGCUUGGCACAGCUAAUGGCUGGUUCCUCAAGAUGCAGAGUAAGGUCCACAUUGACCAGGUGAUUGAGUGGUAUGCCCAGAACUGUCCCCGUUUGGAGCGCCUCGAGAUCCAGUGGGAUCCAGAUACUAUCCGCUUCUCUGACAAGAGCAACAAAUUUGUUGACCAUAUUAGGUUGCGCUGCCCAAAUUUAAAGUCCUUUACACUGAGUGAUGGAGAAUAUUAUGAGAUGGUUAAAUCCAAUUUCGAGAGAGCAGAUCGAGUAAAGGUGGUCAGGACAACAACUAACUACUCCACAAGUAUCGUCAGCCUCCUGUCCUGCUACAAAGAUCUCCUCUUCAACUGAGGGUUACUCCCCCUGAACAGUGAUGCUAGUCACAGACUAAGUUAUUUAAGUCUGGGAGAUACUGUGAAGAGAAGGUCAAGGUCAUUUAAAGUCUGUGUACUGUGACCACAGGAUCACUUAAGUAACAGCUAUUGUUGCAACAAGAUGUCAUCCCAUCCCUCUUGGAUUUGUUCACCCACAAACCUGAUAGUAUCCUUGUCAUGUGAUACCUUAUCAUGUGACCUUGAUCAUGUGACUUUGUCUUGUAUCACCAGAGGUUGUAAGAUGAGAAAACACCUAUGUAUUGGAGGGCGUAACAUUCUAAGGUGUGUUAGGUUCAUACAGUUAGGAUUAAGAUACUUUAAUUUAAAAGUUUCCAUCAAUGAAUUUAUGUAACUUAACACGCAGAUGGAAGAGGUGUUGACAUAGAACUUUAUAGAGAGAAUAUUAACAGUGUGAGACUUGAAGUGUGAUAGUAGAUAGACACCAAUUCCUACUUACCAAGAAGUGAAGGAUUAGACAGUACCCCAGAGGGUAAAGAUAAACAUGUCAGAUGCCAAUGCUUAGUGGUACCAAGUGUAUAUUUGGUUCUCACACUGGAAUGAUGACAGAUUAGUGCUACAAAUAUUCAUUACAUCAUUGACACCUCUUUACCAUAUUCAUAACUUAAAAUAUAAUCAAAUCCAACACCAGAAUCAAACUUUACAGAAGUCUCUUAGAUCUACUAAACAAAAAACUACAAAGGAAUAUAUUUUCUAUCAAUGUUCAUCCUCUGCUGAACCUGUUUGUUGUUAAUGAUUUUAACCAGUCACACGAAGGGAGGUAACUCUUCAUCAUAAUUCAUAUUGUCCAAGAUCAUUAGUUUAUGAGGGCUAUUUAAAGAUAUCAUGGUUCUUAUGUUCUAAUGGAAAACAAACCUUAUAUGGUAGAGAUCUUUAAAAGUAUUGAUAAUUAAGGUUCAAGGAUUGAUAUAUAUAUCCCUAAUAUUUCACUAAGUAGGUGCGUAGAAUAGCAGAUUUAUAUACAUGGGACAUUACGUGCAAUUUGAUUUAAGAAAAUUUUGCUAUUUAUUGCCUAAUAUUUCAGAGGAUUUUAUCCCUAUAUUUGUUGAAUUAUUUUGUGAAAGUAUUUAUUAUAUGUGAUAAGUAAUAUGCAUUAGUUUAUAAAUUAUAUAAAAUGUUAAAGCUAUAUUAAACUAUGUAUACAUGCAGUUAUUGAUAUUUUUUAUUUUAUAUUUCUAGCAUUGGUAAAAGAAUGACAUCUUUCAAAAUAUGCAAUUCAGAAUAAAUGAAGCAACAUUACAUAGAUCUUGAUACUCUCGCUCCAUACAAGGCACUUGAACUUUUACAUUGUGUGAAGGACGAGGCAUACAUAUUUCACAUUCAGUUCGACCUUCAUUAGGAUUAUUUCAACCUUAAACUUUCCUCCAUUUCAAAUGAGUCGACAAAGGAGAGCUGUAUAUCCCCUAUCAAGUUACUCAUAUGUUAUAAUCAAAAUAGGUUUCAUUUUGUUUUUAUUAUUUACUUUUUUGUUUUAUGAAUAAGAAAAUUACAUUAAAUUUUGAUUAAAUCACACAAAUGAGAUCCAUUUUUGAUACCGUAUCAUUAGAUAAAGUUUUUUUCCAUUGUGAUUUCCAGUGAUACUGCUAAAGAUCAUACUUCCUGUACAUGUGUGGAAUAGUUGUUGUCAUACCUAAACUUGUUUACAUCACCUUUAAGGUAAUUUACUAAUUGGGUUGUUGAUUGUAAAUAAACUUAUGAAAUACCAUAA